Molecule: messenger RNA, 3970 nt
Organism: Oncorhynchus keta (chum salmon)
Lineage: Eukaryota; Metazoa; Chordata; Actinopteri; Salmoniformes; Salmonidae
Product: SH3 domain-binding protein 1
Exons: 18
Coding region: 227-2326 (699 amino acids)
Biological process (GO): regulation of actin cytoskeleton organization; regulation of Rac protein signal transduction; signal transduction
Cellular component (GO): cytoplasm; intracellular anatomical structure; cytosol
Molecular function (GO): GTPase activator activity; protein binding
Source: RefSeq, a predicted model, not a curated record
CUGAGUGGCGGUUGAACACAGUCACAGAGCACAUUUUCAAAACAAGAACGUAUACUGCUGGAUGACAGAACAUCACACCAACAACACACACUGAAGAAAACCACUUGCAGUGUUGUCUGCUCAACGAAAUAAUACAGACACUGACUUGGCAACACAUGACUGAGGACCUGGCUGGAGUCAAGACAGAGGGAUCAUUUGUAAGAGGCGGGCUGACUCCUAUGCAACCAUGCUGAAAUCUUUCAACCUCUUGAAGCAGCUUGGCUCUGUGGGGAAGUCACAGGAUGCCACAGAUCUUCUCACAGAAGAUCUGGUUAUGGUGGAGCAGCGGGUGGAGCCAGCCAAGAAGGCAGCGCAGGUUAUUCACAAGAAGCUACUGGGCUGUCUGCAGAGUCAACUAGGGCUGGACACAGAGAGAAGAAUGAAAAAACUCCCUCUCAUGCUGCUCUCUGUUAGCAUGGCUGAGAGCUUUAAAGACUUUGAUCCAGACUCUUCUAUCAGGAAAGUAUUGGAGAUGUGUUGCUUCAUGGAGAGUCAUCUGGCCGCAACACUGUCUGACUUUGAGCUGAAGCUGGAGAAGGAGGUUUUGGAACCUCUCAAUAAACUCAGUGAGGAAGACCUUCCAGAGAUUCUCAAAAACAAGAAGCAGUUUGCCAAACUCACAAUGGACUGGCACAAUGCACGCAACAAGUCCCAGGCCAGUACGGGACCUCAGGCAAAGCAGGAUGGGCUGAAAGAGGAGGUGGAGGAGGCCUGGAGGAAACUGGAGAGCAUCAAGGACCAAUACUCUGCAGAUCUGUAUCACUUUGCCACUAAAGAAGAUGACUAUGCCAACUACUUCAUUCGUCUGCUGGAACUACAAGCAGAACAUCAUAAGAAUUCCCAUGACUUCCUCGAACGAAAUAUCAGUGAGCUGAAAGACAGUCAAACAGACUCCCAGGAGAAUAACUAUAAGGGGAAGGUUUACGGGGAGCCCCUGCUGACUCAUCUGUACAACAGUGGCAGGGAGAUCGCUGUUCCCAUCCAGGAGUGUGUUCACAUGCUGCUGCACACCGGCAUGAGAGAGGAGGGUCUGUUUCGUCUGGCAGCAGCAGCCUCGGUAGUGAAGAGACUGAAGAGCAGUCUGGAUGGAGGGGUCGUGAACCACAGUGAAUUCACUGACCCUCAUGCAGUCGCAGGGGCUUUGAAAAGCUACCUGAGAGAGCUGCCUGAACCACUCAUGACCUUUGAACUCUACAAUGAUUGGUUUCAAGCAGCAGGGGAGAAAGAAUUGACAGACAAACUUGAGCAGUUUAAAAUUGUGCUGAAGAAGUUACCAUCAGAAAACUACAACAACCUCCGGUACCUGGUACAGUUCCUGUCGUGCCUGUCAGAGCAGCAGUCAGUUAACAGGAUGAGUCCCAGUAACAUUGCCAUAGUACUGGGUCCCAACCUGCUGUGGCCUCGUAUGGAGGGGGAGGCAGCACUGUUGGACAUGGCAUCUGCCUCCUCCGUCCAGGUGGUGGCGGUGGUUGAGCCUCUCAUACAACACUCCAGCAGCCUGUUUCAUGAAGAGGUGGACUUUGAGAUUCCUGAGCUUCCUGGGGUCCCAGAUUUGAAAAUGUUAGAACCUCAAACUUCAGAGUCUGGGAAAGAGAACCUUGUCAGAAUGACCUCCUCCUCUUCAUCAUGCGCUUCCUCUUCCUCUUCUCAUGCUUCUCUCUGUAAAACAAUCAGCUCAGCAUCUCAGGACAGUGGAGGUUUUUUCAUCAUUAAGUCAGGCUCCAUUAGUCGUAGAACCACCACCUGGGGGAACCCUGCCUCAGACCCACCAUGCUCAACCCCACUUAACCGUACCCCAGUCCAUACCCAGAGCCCGUCCCCUGUCCCAAGCCCGACACUGGUCCACAACCCAUCCCCACUACCCAACCCCAAACUGGCACCUGGCCCAACCCUGGUUCCCUCCCCACCACCAGUGUCUGUCUGCAGUCCGACCCAGAAGCAGAGCCCUGAAUUGGGCUCACUAGAACCCAUCCUAGAGGCCCCACCGGACUCCCCCAGAGCUACACUGAAGAUCACCUCACCAUACAAACCGAGGAAAUCCUUCCUUCAACACAUGCCGCCCAUCCAGAGUAAAGAGCAGAUGGUCGUUACAUACUCCAAACCCAGGGCCCCAGCACCUCUAGCACCAGCAGAGACACCCAAAACCCAGCUACAACCUACACCCAAGCCCCUUGCUCCAGUCCUGAAGAAGACCUUAAGCAAAAAGGGUGCAAUUAGGCCACCCCAAAUCCCACCUCCCAAGCCCCCAGUACUGGAAAGCAAACAGGUGACCUCUAUAGCGCAGUGAGGGGGUAGAGAUACACUAUAUACUGUAUACAAAAGUAUGUGAACCCCUUCAAAUUAGUGGAUUUGGAUAUUUCAGCCACACCCAUUUGUUUAUGUGUAACUCUGUGUUGUUUUUGUUGCCCUGCUUUGCUUUAUCUUGGCCAGGUCGCAGUUGUAAAUGAGAACUUGUUCUCAACUGGCCUACCUGGUUAAAUAAAGGUGAAAUAAAAUAAAAAUACUGACAGGGUGUAUACAAUCAGGCACACAGCCAUGCAAUCUCCAUUGUCAAACAUUGUCAGUAAAAUGGCCUUACUGAAGAGCUCAGUGACUUUCAACAUGGCCUCGGAUUCCACCUUUUCAACAAGGCAGUUCAUCAAAUUUCUGUCCUGCUAGAGCUGCCAAGGUCAACUGUGAGUGAUGUUAUUGCGAAGUGGAAACGUCUAGGAGCAACAACGGCUCAGCCACGAAUUGGUAGGCCACACAAGCUCACAGAAUGUGACCGCUGAGUGCUGAAGCACGUAAGGCGUCAAAAUCAUCUGUCCUUGGUUGCAACACUCACUACAGAGUUAUAAACUGCCUCUGGAAGCAACGUCAGCACAAUAACUGAUUGUCCGGAGCUUCAUGAAAUGGGUUUCCAUGGCCGAGCAGCCACACACAAGUCUAAGACUACCAUGCACAAUGCCAAGUGUCGACUAGAGUGAUGUAAAGCUCGCCGCCAUUGGACUCUGGAGCAGUGGAAACGCUUUCUCUGGAGUGAUGAAUCACUCUUCGCCAUUUGUUAGUCCAACAGACAAAUCUGGGUUUGGUGGAUGCCAGGAGAAUGCUACCUGCCCCAAUGCAUAGUGCCAACUGUAAAGUUUGGUGGAGGAGGAAUAAUAGUCUUGGGCUGUUUUUCAUGGUUCGGGCUAUGCCCCUUAAUUCCAGUGAAGGGAAUUCCUAAUGCUGCUGCAUACAAUGACAUUCUAGACGAUUCUGUGCUUCCAACUUUGUGGCAACAGUUUGGGGAAUGUUCUUUCCUGUUUCCGCAUGACAAUUUCCCCGUGCACAAAGUGAGGACCAUACAGAAAUACAGUCGAGAUCGGUGUGGAAGACCUUGACUGGCCGGCACAGAGUCCUGACCUCAUCCUCAUCGAACACCUUUGGGAGGAAUUGGAACGCCGACUGCAAGCCAGGCCUAAUCACCCAACAUCGGUGCCUGACCUCACUAACGCUCUUGUGGCUGAGUGGAAGCAAGUCCCUGGAGCAAUGUUCCAACAUCUAGUGGAAAGCCUUCCCAGAAGAGUGGAGGUUGUUAUAGCAGCAAAGGUGGGACCAACUCCAUAUUAAUGCCCAUGAUUUUGGAAUGAGAUGUUUGACGAGCAGGUGUCCACAUACUUUUGGUCAUGUAGUGUAUAGUGUAUUAUCUAAGCCUGUGUAAAGAAGUGUUCUUACGCUUUAGGUACAAAUGUUGACUGUAACCUGACAUUUGGAGUAACCUGCUUUGGGUUGCAUAUCAAGGCCAGAGAUGUAUUGUGCUUUUGCAGCCAGUUCAACUCUUAGAGAAAAAGUGCUUUGUAGUUUGAGAGCUACCAUACAUGCAUUAUAUGUUGUGAUUUCUUUAGUGCAUGUUUUGUAUCACAGUUGUAUGAAUGUUUUCAGACAUGUAAAUAAAGUAUUAAUGCCCAUG